CAGUGACGUCACUUCCUUCUACCCCUGCCUUUUGCCACCGGCGUCCCCGUCUAUCUUUCUUUUUGCACAUCAUGGCGGACCGCUUCAACAAGGUUCUGAUACUGGAUGGCAGAGGCCAUCUGCUCGGUCGGCUGGCUGCCAUUGUGGCUAAGCAGAUCUUGCUCGGACAGAAAAUUGUGGUGGUCCGGUGUGAAGGCAUCAACAUCUCCGGCAACUUCUACCGUAAUAAACUGAAGUACCUGGCUUUCCUGCGCAAGCGGAUGAACACCAAUCCCUCUCGAGGACCGUACCACUUCAGGGCUCCCAGCAGGAUGUUCUGGAGAACUGUCAGAGGCAUGCUGCCCCAUAAAACCAAGAGAGGCCAGGCUGCCCUGGAUAGGAUGAAGGUGUUUGAUGGCAUCCCCCCACCCUACAACAAGAGGAAGCGUAUGGUGGUCCCAGCAGCGCUUAAAAUCGUGCGCCUGAAGCCCACUCGUAAGUUUGCCCUCCUGGGACGUUUGGCCCAUGAGGUGGGCUGGAAAUACCAGGCCAUCACUGCCACCUUGGAGGAGAAGCGAAAAGUGAAGGCGGCGAUGCACUAUAAAAACAAAAAGGACACGAUAAAGUUGACCAAACAAGCAGAGAAGAAUGUCGAGAGCAAGAUCGGUCAAUAUACAGAUCUUCUGAAACAAUUCGGAGUUCUUGUGUAAGCGUGUCCUAAUAAACGCAAGUGAAUCUUCAUAAA
Molecule: messenger RNA, 724 nt
Organism: Nerophis lumbriciformis (worm pipefish)
Lineage: Eukaryota; Metazoa; Chordata; Actinopteri; Syngnathiformes; Syngnathidae
Gene: rpl13a
Product: ribosomal protein L13a
Biological process (GO): negative regulation of translation; translation
Cellular component (GO): ribosome; cytosolic large ribosomal subunit
Molecular function (GO): mRNA binding; structural constituent of ribosome
Source: RefSeq, a predicted model, not a curated record